This is a messenger RNA of Giardia duodenalis, 3090 nucleotides long. RefSeq lists its product as uncharacterized. The transcript has a single exon. Bases 1 to 3090 code for a protein of 1029 amino acids. NCBI's taxonomy places the organism in Eukaryota, Fornicata, Diplomonadida, Hexamitidae. The record is from RefSeq and is a predicted model, not a curated record.
AUGGAUUUGGACCAGCUCAUCAGUCUGACUGUUGCAGAGCCUCUCACAGCCAAUCAGCGCGCCCCCGAUGCUGAUAUUGGUAUGUUGGUGAGCCAGCUUGUGUCUCGAUUAGAGUCGUCACCUGCCUUGGAGACGCAACUUCACAGUUUAAACGAGCUAUCGUUGCUCGCUACAACCAACCCAGGGCCUCUUCUAGUCUGCUUGCCUUCAGUAUGCAGACUAUUAUCGUCUCCCGCUGUGUCUCCUACUAUCCUGUCGGCUUUGUUUUCGUUUUUGUGUGCGCUCUUCGCAUCCAGCGCUAGAGAUCAAGCAGAGGACACACAGCAUCGUACAACUGCCAAGGUUAGCUUUCUAAAAGAGUCUACGAAUGGGCUAUCCCUUGCAUUCGCAUAUAGUACGCAAACCCAAAACGCUGCUACGUCCCCAGCGCUGUCAGUCUUGGUAUGGUUACUAACCGACACUGACUCCAUGGAUCUUGUCGCGAAGAUCCUACAGCAUAAGAUACAGACACCCAGCUUCUCCACAGAAACGUGUCUGGCCGAACGCUUUGUGCAGCUUUUGCGGAUUGCGAACCCUGAUGCAUUUACAGUUGUCGAUCUAAUCUUGUCCAUACCAGGGGCCAUGGACGGUCAAUCUACCCUCGUAGCAUCAUGUAUUAAAGCAGGUAUAUUGGAACAAGCACUUAAGAAUAUAGAAGCAGACAAGGUCACAACCCCUAGGGCGAUAUCUUCAAUGCAUAUAUUAACUAAAAGUGUAAGUCUGGCAGCCAAUCUUUCAUCGUCGGAUGCUACAUUUUCCCUAUCUCAGGAGGUGAUCCAAAGAAACAUCAUCGGAAGUCUCGGAGACCUUGUCCACGCUUGUACAUAUUCGCUGAUCAAUGAUCUAGCUAAUAAAAAGCCAUUUGGAGAUGCAGUUGCUACGGUACUGUCAAGGUCCCUUAGUCUGGUCAAGACACUUAUUUCAUCGGAGACUAAACAAGCCAUUCUCGACUCUAAGAUUUUCUCAUAUUCGCUGAUGCUUGUGUGCAGCCCGGCAGAUGCCGAUUUUAUUCAUAAGGACAUACGCUUAGUGUCACUCGACGCAGCAAGUCUUAUUAUGCAGCUAGUCGGGACUGACCAAGCUUCACAUCAAAAGAUGGCGAAUACGGUUCUUCUGUCUCUCCAACCAGGCGUGCCAAUGCGGUCUAUCGAUGUGCUUACACGUCUGUCCCACAUCUUGACCGCUUUAGGAGAUAGGGUUGACCCAGAGUUCUAUGAUGCAGUUCUGCACCUGCUUUUGGGGACAUAUCAACACAAAGACCUGGUGUCUGGGUGCCUCAAUGCAGUGACUAAUCCGCUCUUCUCACUCUAUAAAACAUCGUGGACUGAUGGCUUUAAGCUUCUUGCACGUACCUUAGGAAUGAAGGCUCCCGAGGAUGUGUUAAGAAAGUCUAGCAACGAGCAAUUGUAUGCACGCUUUUUUGCAUAUGUACAAGAAGCCCAGAAAAGCUACCGAGCAGUGAUCGUUCAGGUGCUUGGGAAAGGUGACCCCGGACCGAAGUGUUCCGUAUCAAAGCAGUCGUGUCUCAACUUGAUGCAGUGCAUGGAAAACAGUGAGUCGUCCCCAACUGUGCUUGCGGCCUCGGCGGCCUGUCUUCUUAGCAUAAUCACGAAUGACAAUAGAAAUGGCCAAUGUCUUGCUCUCAGUGCACUGUCUUGUCCAAAGACUAUAUAUGAUAUCAUACCAACUUUCCUGGGAGCACUUUUUGGGUCGACCGCCCGCGUUCUACUGAAUCAGCAACCGGCGGUUAACCUUCUCACUCUUCUCAUAGCUUUAUUAGACAUUCUUAAAAACGAGCACUUCUUCGUAGUCAUUUCUUUGUUUUACAUUGGUAGCCCAGCAGAGUUGGUGAAGCACCUCAGCACCUUUAUAGCUGUAUCAUUAAAACCCGACACCUCUAUACUUGUAAGAGCCAUGACUGCAUCCAUUGUAGCAUCUAUGCCAGCGUCCUUCUAUGCAGCAGUUUCUCCUAUGCUUUCGGAGACUUUUACUAACGGUGACUCUCUGAAAACUGCGCUGGAAACUGUACUUGUUCAAGGAAAAGCAGCGCAGCUGCCUGAGUCUCCUAUCCUACUUCCGCACUUAGCACGCCUCAAGACCAACAUCGAUACUAUGAUAGAUACAUUAAGGGCACUCCCUCUUGUUCAGAAAGCCCCAACAACAACCCCGGCACUGCCGGUGGUCCACUCUCUGGAGGAGCCAGACCAAACGGUCCUGCCACAACCAUCCACAUCGCUACCACACCCGUCAGUUGUAUCUGUAACUACUUUCACUCAGACAGACUUAGAUGUAGACGCCCUUAUGGCAGAGCAAGCGUUACUGCGACAGGAGCUUGCCCGGCUCCAAGAAGAGAAUGCAAGGCUUACUCAGGAGUUAUCUAGACAGAUGCAGGCACCUACCUUCGGGGAUCAACAUACUCACGCUUCUACCAAUCCAACCUUAAUAUUUGAGUCUCAAGCUUUUGAAUCUCCUCCCAUCGAUAUUGUAGAGAAUAACACAGGUGAGAUAAAUAUACCAGCUAUAGCUAAACCCGAGCACUUGACAUCAGGAACCGAGGAAAGUGACCAUGCAGAAGAGAAGCUGGACAGCGAAAUCCCUAAUGUAGGCAUAUCUGACUACUUGCAGCCAUUGACAGAUGCCACGGCCACAAGUAAUCCGGAAAACUUUUUUGAUCAGAUAGAGUCGCAAGCCUCUUUGACAAUCAGCGCUCCGUUCGACCAAAACCCAGAGUUGCUUACCAGUAACAUUUCCUUAGCAAACGCAGACCUUGGGCUAUCCACACAGCUCUGCCCUGACUUGCAUGUCAAUCCGAGCCAAGACUUGUCGGAUCCUGUCUCGUUACCACUGCCAGAUGAUUCGCCGACAGUACAGGAGGCUCCGCCUGUCAACGAACAACCGCCUAUUCCCAUGGUUCCAAUGAACAUACCCGUUCCAACCAGUAAUACAGUGAGCAGUAGAAGGCCAGGUCGAGGGGGGAUCAGAGCACGAUAUGCAACAGGCCUAAGCGAGGACGCACGCAAAAACAUUGCUACGGCGGAGCAAACCAGUUAA